AUGCAAUUGUUGUUAAUAAAGAUAAUUCAAUUGUAUUAGCAGGUUGCUAUGAGGAGAUCAAAUUAUUUGAAUUCAAUAGAAUAACUAAAAUAAACUCAAUUACUAAGUGAACACUCAAAUAAUGUUAUAACUUUGAAUUUACGAAUUAAUAGAAUCAAUUUAUAUCUAGUGAUAAUAGUAGAUAUAUUGUAAUAUGGUGAAUGA
Paramecium pentaurelia is the source of this 204-nucleotide messenger RNA. Lineage: Eukaryota; Ciliophora; Oligohymenophorea; Peniculida; Parameciidae. The record is from the annotation of a GenBank genome assembly.